This is a messenger RNA of Vicia villosa (hairy vetch), 2946 nucleotides long. RefSeq names its product probable methyltransferase PMT27. The record is from RefSeq and is a predicted model, not a curated record. Gene Ontology annotation, molecular function: methyltransferase activity. Lineage: Eukaryota; Viridiplantae; Streptophyta; Magnoliopsida; Fabales; Fabaceae. The transcript has 8 exons. Gene Ontology annotation, cellular component: cytoplasm; trans-Golgi network; endosome. Bases 143 to 2638 code for a protein of 831 amino acids.
AUCAUUGAUAAUUUCCAACUUUCCAAAUUAAGAACAUCACAUUCCACUUCCUUUCCUCCACAAACAUCACUCAAAAUAACUCAAUUUCACUCUCACACCACUCACCAUUUCCACUUUCUUCACAAUCAACAACAAAUAAUCUAUGGCACCUCCUAUCAAGUCACGUAAUCGAAGAUCAUCAACAUCAUCAUCUUACACAUCAACCUUAACAACAUUAGUUUUCAUUGCACUAUGUGUCUUAGGUGUGUGGAUGCUAACUUCAAACUCGGUCGUUUCGCCGAAAACACAUUCGGCUGUUGAUACUUCCACCACCAAUGAUUUUUCUUCCAAUGAUCAAACCACCACGGCCAACAACAACAAUGACGACGAUAACAACAACAAUAACAAUAAUAACUCGGAUGAAUUGGCAUCUGAAAAGAGAAUCAACGCCAAAUAUAACUUAGAUGAUUCGACCACAUCUGAAAGAACAACCAAUGCCAAUAAUAAUAUUGACGAUUCGAUAUCAGAAACUACGAACAAUGGUUUGACGUCAGAAAGUAGCACAAAGAACCAAGAUCAGAAGGAAACUACUACUGUGUUUGGAGACAAUCCAGGUAAUCUACCGGAUGAUGCAAUCAAAAACGAUGAUGCUAACAAUGUUGUUAAUACAAACAACAAUGAACAAACAAAACAAGAAGAUAAAAGCUCGUUCGCUCAAAAUCAGGAGCCGAGAAAUUCAAACAAUGAUCAGAAAAUCAUUGUGACAGAGAAAGAUGAAGUGAAUGCAAAGGGCGAUCAGCAACAAGAAGCGCAAGAUGAUGCGAACGAACAGCAGUUAAAGGAAGACAAAGGCGAAAGCGAGGUCAAGAUGUCUAAAGUCGACGAACCAAAAGAACAAGAAAAUGAGAGUCAUGAGGAAGCGGUGUCAGUAGAGAAGCCGAAACCCGAGAGGAAGAGGAGGAAGUCGAGGAAGGAAUUGAAGAAACAAUGGUCGACACAAGCAGACGAGUCUCGAGGUGAAAAGGAGAGACAAAACGUCAAUGAAUCAGGUGGAAGUAGUAGUACUAGUAGUAGUGUUGUUGAUCAAGAAGGGAAAGAUUUCAAGUGGACUAUCUGUAAUGUAACAUCUGGUGCUGAUUAUAUUCCAUGUUUGGAUAAUGAAAAGUAUCUGAAGACUUCACAUAGAAAACACUUUGAACAUAGAGAGAGGCAUUGCCCUGAGGAUGCACCAACUUGUCUGGUCUCACUUCCUCAAGGAUACAAAAUACAUGUUCCAUGGCCUGGUAGUAGAGAUAAGAUAUGGUACCACAAUGUACCACACGUUAAGCUAGCUGAGGUGAAAGGACAUCAAAAUUGGGUGAAGUUGAUGGGUGAGUUCUUGACAUUCCCUGGAGGUGGCACUCAGUUCAUUCACGGUGCUCUACACUAUAUUGAUUUUCUUCAACAGGCUCAACCAGACAUUGCAUGGGGGAAGCAUACAAGGGUGAUAUUGGACGUUGGGUGUGGAGUUGGUAGUUUUGGAGGUUACUUAUUUGAAAGAGAUGUUAUUGCUAUGUCUUUUGCUCCUAAAGAUGAACAUGAGGCACAAGUUCAGUUUGGACUUGAGAGAGGAAUACCAGCCAUAUCUGCUGUCAUGGGCACUCAAAGGUUGCAAUUCCCAAGUCGUGUAUUUGAUCUGAUACAUUGCGCGCGAUGUCGAGUACCUUGGCAUGAAGAAGGUGGUAUGCUGCUUUUGGAAUUGAACCGAGUUCUUAGACCAGGUGGUUAUUUUGUAUGGUCUGCUACACCUGUGUACCAAACUCUCGAGGAAGAUGUGGAGAUAUGGAAGCAAAUGAAAGCGUUAACCAAGUCCAUGUGUUGGGACCUUGUGACCAUAAAAAAUGAUACUCUGAACCAAGUUGGUGCUGCCUUCUUCCGCAAAACUUCUUCCAAUGAAUGUUAUGAGCAGAGAGAGCAAAGCCAACCUCCAAUGUGUAAAGAUGAUGAUGAUCCAAAUGCUGCCUGGUAUGUACCUCUACAAGCUUGCAUGCAUAAGCUGCCUGCUGACCAGACAGAAAGAGGGGCUAAAUGGCCAGAAGUUUGGCCUCAGAGACUACAAAAAGCUCCAUAUUGGUUAAAUGAUGCAGAGGGUGAAAAAUUAUCUACUCAAAAUUUUGCAGCAGAUAGUGUACGUUGGAAAAACGUUGUAUUCGAGCUUAGAGUUAUGGGUGUUGACUGGCCAAAUGUGAGAAAUGUCAUGGACAUGAGAGCUACAUAUGGAGGAUUCGCAGCAGCUUUGAAGGACCUUCCUCUAUGGGUAUUUAAUGUGGUAAAUGUAGAUGCUGGAGAUACACUUCCAAUCAUCUAUGAACGAGGUCUUAUUGGAAUGUACCAUGAUUGGUGUGAAUCCUUCAGCACAUAUCCAAGAACUUAUGAUCUUUUGCAUGCCGAUCAACUUUUCUCAAAUCUAAAGACCAGGUGCAAACUUAUUCCUGUUAUAGCAGAGGUGGAUAGAGUACUUAGACCAGGUGGUCAUUUUGUUGUCCGGGAUGAUCUUAGUGUUGUCGAUGAAGUGGAGAAUUUGAUCAAAUCUAUUAACUGGGAAAUAACCUCCAAAACUUCCAAAAACCAAGAGGGGAUGCUCUGUGCAAAGAAAAGCUUUUGGCGACCCGAUUCGUAAUGUUCAGUCAGAUUAACAUUUUCAAACAAACAAAGCACUUGCUGUAAUAUGCGGUUCUUUUUGGUCAUUGACCUUUAAUGGCAGAAUAGUUAAGUCGAACAGUCUACUCUUCUAAUCAUUCAAAUUGCCAAGAAUUAGAUGAUGUAAUACAGGGUCAAGAAGUAGCAGAAUUUGUAAUUUGUCAUUUUUAAAUGUCCAAUGAUCUGUAAUACGCUUAGUUAAAUAAUUGAAACAUUGGCAAAAUGUUAUAGCUCUGUAAGAGAGUUUGUAACCGCUUGAAAAUUAUGUGAUAGAUUGUGCAAUACAAU